UCACCAGUGGUCACUAUAGCGCUUCUCCCUUCAGUGAGUAGAAUCCACUUGCAGACCUGCAUUUGUGGGUCUAUCCCUGCGAUAACGUGUGGUGCUGUGGCUCUGCAAGUGGAUGCUAUUUUAGCCUUCAGUCACCUGUGUGUUAGUUUAGUUUUGCACCGAUCGAGAUGUCGACGACGCAGUUCUACCACUGUUCGUGUUUCUAUACGGAUAAUAUUUUUCUGACAGAGUUCAAACUUCACAUUAAAUUUUGAGAAAGCGUGGCUGUUCGACGACUGAGCACUUCCAGAAAGUCUUAAAACAGAUUGAAAAGGAGAUUUAUCGAAGAAAGCUGCUUGACGAGGAAGCGAUAGAGAGAUCUGCAAUGAUUCGUGAGAUCUACAAACCAUUCCACCGACAUGUAUAUGUGCUACAGGUACAGCGCGACGUCCCAUAGGGAAUCCUAUCUAGCCCCAGAAUUUCUAGAAAUUGUUACAUUUUCAAAGUGUGAAAAUGCCUCCAUGGACAGGCUGCCAAAGAGCAUCGUGCAGCUUGCAGCUCCAAGGACCUAUCGUAUACCUGUGUUUACUGAAGAAUUCUGCAGAGAUUUCAUUGAAGAACUGGAGAAUUUUGAGCAGUCGGAAGCACCAAAGGGAAGGCCAAACACAAUGAAUAACUAUGGGGUUUUACUAAAUGAACUGGGUUUUGAUGCCACUUUCCUGACUCCCCUCCGAGAGGCCUAUCUGUGCCCUGUGGCGUCGCUGCUCUUUUCUGAUUGUGGAGGGGAUACUCUGGACAGCCAUAAAGCAUUUGUGGUAAAAUAUGCUUUGCAGCAAGACUUGGAUUUGAGCUACCAUUACGACAAUGCGGAGGUCACUCUGAACGUGUCAUUGGGAAAAGACUUCACGGAGGGGAGCUUGUAUUUCGGGGACAUGAGACAGGUUCCAAUAAGUGAAACAGAAUGUGUGGAGAUUGGACACGAGACCACACAUGGCCUUCUGCAUCGCGGGCAGCACAUGCAUGGCGCUCUUCCCCUCACAUCCGGGCAGCGCUGGAAUCUCAUUAUAUGGAUGCGAUCCUCAGUGGUGCGCAACCAGCUAUGCCCCAUGUGCAAUAAGAAGCCGGAGCUGGUGGAAGGAGACGGAUUUGCAGAUGGCUUCACAAGAGAGGCGCCAGCACCGAGUGCCAACACAGACUCCUGUGUCGUGAUCUAAAAUGUGAGGCUGUGAAAUGUGGCUGAUGCACUUUAAUCCAUAUUUCAAAUAAAGAAAUACUAUAUAUAGUUUAUAUGUGGAGGUGGGAUGGAACAGACAAACAGUUACAAGUGGUCAGGCUGGGCAAGCUCAGAAAAAUGACAGCUUAUACAAGAGAAGGCGGGCAAACACAGUCUUGUUCAUAUUGAUAGGUCGCCCGGGGCCUUAUCUGGAGGCCUGGUUUUCUUUUUUAUUUUAUCCUUAAUUGUCAAAAUGUGCUGAUUUAGUUGAAAUUUUCAAAGAGAAUAUUUUCUCGUAAUUUGUUUAUAAUGUUAGUAUUUAUGAAAACACCAAGGUAGAGCAAGAGUGCCAUUUAUAAGUUGACAUUCCUAAUUAGCUGUAGUUGAAUCGAAUGUGUAAAACUUGACAUCUUGCUCACUUCAAUAUUUGGCCACAUAGCAGCUUAAACCUGAAUUUGGUCAAGUUUAGAGGUUUUCUAAAUUUGGUCUUGUUAAUUCGCUUAAUACAUUUUUAUCAUUUAUAAAAAAAACAGCUGCAUCUCCAUGGGUGCACUUAAAUCACCCACCUGGGGUCUCAUGACAGGUUUUCUUCUACACCAAGUGAGUGUCACCCAUUGAACUGCUGUUUUGUAUUCUGGUGAUUUCUCCACGUUGCAUUCUGUAAUUGAAACGUAAAAAAAGAAAUGGGCAGUUAAUUUAUUCUCAAUUAUGUGUUUAAAAAAAUAAAUAAAUAAAACAGCACAAUUGUCAGUGCGGAUGUUGUAAACACAUUCCAUAUUUUCUGGUGGUCAAACUUUCAGGUUUACUCUAAAAUCA
Erpetoichthys calabaricus (reedfish) is the source of this 2008-nucleotide messenger RNA. It is a transcript of the gene ogfod2, whose product is annotated as 2-oxoglutarate and iron-dependent oxygenase domain containing 2. Gene Ontology annotation, molecular function: oxidoreductase activity, acting on paired donors, with incorporation or reduction of molecular oxygen; iron ion binding; L-ascorbic acid binding. The transcript has 7 exons. Bases 399 to 1193 code for a protein of 264 amino acids. Lineage: Eukaryota; Metazoa; Chordata; Cladistia; Polypteriformes; Polypteridae. The record is from RefSeq and is a predicted model, not a curated record.